GACGAGGGCAGCUGAGGAGGCGAGGAGCGCCGGGUACCGGGCCGGGGGAGCCACGGGCUCUCGGGGAAGACGCGGAUGAUGAACAAGCUUUACAUCGGGAACCUGAGCCCCGCCGUCACCGCCGACGACCUCCGGCAGCUCUUCGGGGACAGGAAGCUGCCCCUGGCGGGACAGGUCCUGCUCAAGUCCGGCUACGCCUUCGUGGACUACCCUGACCAGAACUGGGCCAUCCGCGCCAUCGAGACCCUCUCGGGUAAAGUGGAAUUGCAUGGGAAAAUCAUGGAAGUUGAUUACUCAGUCUCUAAAAAGCUAAGGAGCAGGAAAAUUCAGAUUCGAAACAUCCCUCCUCACCUGCAGUGGGAGGUGUUGGAUGGACUUUUGGCUCAGUAUGGGACAGUGGAGAAUGUGGAACAAGUCAACACAGACACAGAAACCGCUGUUGUCAAUGUCACAUAUGCAACAAGAGAAGAAGCAAAGACAGCCAUUGAGAAGCUAAGCGGGCAUCAGUUUGAGAACUACUCCUUCAAGAUUUCCUACAUCCCGGAUGAAGAGGUGAGCUCCCCUUCGCCCCCUCAGCGAGCCCAGCGUGGGGACCACUCUUCCCGGGAGCAAGGCCACGCCCCUGGGGGCUCUUCUCAGGCCAGACAGAUUGAUUUCCCGCUGCGGAUCCUGGUCCCCACCCAGUUUGUUGGUGCCAUCAUCGGAAAGGAGGGCUUGACCAUAAAGAACAUCACUAAGCAGACCCAGUCCCGGGUAGACAUCCAUAGGAAGGAGAACUCUGGGGCCGCAGAGAAGCCUGUCACCAUCCAUGCCAGCCCAGAGGGGACCUCUGAAGCAUGCCGCAUGAUUCUGGAAAUCAUGCAGAAAGAGGCUGAUGAGACCAAACUAGCCGAAGAGAUUCCUCUGAAAAUCUUGGCCCACAAUGGCUUAGUUGGAAGACUGAUUGGAAAAGAAGGCAGAAAUUUGAAGAAAAUAGAACACGAGACGGGGACCAAGAUAACCAUCUCAUCAUUGCAGGAUUUGAGCAUAUACAACCCUGAGAGAACCAUCACUGUGAAGGGCACAGUCGAGGCCUGUGCCAACGCCGAGGCUGAGAUCAUGAAGAAACUGCGCGAGGCCUUUGAGAACGAUAUGCUGGCCGUUAAUCAACAAGCCAAUCUGAUCCCGGGGUUGAACCUCAGCGCACUUGGCAUCUUUUCGACGGGACUGUCCAUGCUGCCUCCACCAGCAGGGCCCCGCGGGGUACCCCCCACUGCCCCCUACCACCCCUUUACUAGUGCCUGGGAUCGAGUCCUGCCUCUACCUCCUCCGUUCCAGUUUCCUGCUAAUGUGUACCCUGGGAGGCAGCAGAUGAUGGCCCAGACACACUCCGGUUACUUCUCCAGCCUCUACCCCCACCACCAGUUCGGCCCGUUCCCACACCAUCACCCUUACCCAGAGCAGGAGAUCGUGAAUCUCUUCAUCCCAACCCAGGCGGUGGGUGCCAUCAUCGGGAAAAAGGGGGCACACAUCAAGCAGCUGGCCAGGUUCGCCGGCGCCUCCAUCAAGAUUGCUCCAGCAGAAGGCCCAGAUGUCAGUGAAAGGAUGGUGAUCAUCACUGGACCACCUGAAGCCCAGUUCAAGGCGCAGGGGCGGAUCUUUGGGAAGCUGAAGGAAGAGAAUUUCUUCAACCCCAAGGAAGAGGUGAAGCUGGAAGCCCACAUCCGCGUGCCCUCUUCCACAGCUGGCCGGGUGAUCGGCAAAGGUGGCAAAACCGUGAAUGAACUGCAGAAUUUAACCAGCGCAGAAGUCAUCGUGCCUCGUGACCAAACACCAGAUGAGAAUGAGGAAGUGAUUGUCAGAAUUAUCGGGCAUUUCUUUGCUAGCCAGACGGCACAGCGCAAGAUCAGGGAAAUUGUACAACAGGUGAAGCAGCAGGAGCAGAAGUAUCCUCAGGGAGUGGCCCCACAGCGCAGCAAGUGAGGCUCCCACAGGCACCAGCAAAGCAACGGAUGAAUGUAGCCCUUCCAACACCUGACAGAAUGAGACCAAACCCAGCAAGCCAGACCGGGAGCAAACCAAAGACCAUCCUGAGGAAUGAGAAGUCUGCCGAGGUGGCCGGGGCCCCGCAGAGGCCCUGCUCCCAGGGGCUGCAGCGGCGGGCCAGGAGGCUCCUCCAGGCCCCCGGCCGCCCCUGCCUGCCAGCCAGCACCUGCCCAGGGCCUCUGCGGGCCUCCCAGCCAUCCACUUCACCAUCCAUUUGGAUCUCCGAAACUCCCACGACGCUAUCCCUUUUAGUUGAACUAACAUAGGUGAACAUGUUCAAAGCAAAGCAGAUUUGACAGCCUUUUCUUUUUUCGGGGAACACUAUC
Ochotona princeps (American pika) is the source of this 2351-nucleotide messenger RNA. It is a transcript of the gene IGF2BP2, whose product is annotated as insulin like growth factor 2 mRNA binding protein 2. The transcript has 17 exons. The record is from RefSeq and is a predicted model, not a curated record. Bases 76 to 1962 code for a protein of 628 amino acids. Gene Ontology annotation, biological process: regulation of gene expression; nervous system development. Gene Ontology annotation, cellular component: nucleus; cytosol; cytoplasm. Gene Ontology annotation, molecular function: mRNA 3'-UTR binding. NCBI's taxonomy places the organism in Eukaryota, Metazoa, Chordata, Mammalia, Lagomorpha, Ochotonidae.